GUCGGCGUAAGAGAUUAAAAUUUUAUAGGUUAUGUCGAGUUAAUUCACAAUUUAAAUUGAUUUUGCUAGUUAAAACAAUUAAAUUAAAAUGUUAAUAUUUGAGUUUUUACUAUUUUUGUGGUCUAUUUCGUGGACGAAUUUUGUUGCUGCACAAUGGAAUACAAAUGAUUACAUGAAAAGAGAACAUUCUUUAGUGAAACCAUAUCAAUCAUCUGGUAUGGCGAUACCAUAUUGGGAAUUUAUGGGCAGCACAAUGGUUACCACAAAUUAUGUUAGAAUAACGCCCGAUCAGCAAUCAAAAACCGGAGCAAUAUGGAAUUCUGUUCCAUGCCAAACUCGUAACUGGGAAUUACAAAUACAAUUUCACGUUCAUGGGAAAGGCAAAGAUCUAUUUGGAGAUGGAAUGGCAAUAUGGUACGCAGAGCAAAAAAUGAUUCCGGGACCAGUUUUUGGAAACAUGGAUUUCUUUAGGGGUUUAGCUGUUAUAUUGGAUACUUAUAGCAAUCACAAUGGAGCACAUAAUCAUCAACAUCCUUACAUAUCUGCGAUGGUAAAUAAUGGUACAUUACAUUAUGAUCAUGAUAGAGACGGAACGCAUACGCAACUUGCAGGCUGUGAAGCUAGAUUUAGAAAUUCAAAUCAUGAUUCGUACAUACGUAUUCGUUAUGAAAAUGAUGUUCUUGGUGUGGCAACUGAUAUGGAGGGCAAAAACGCGUGGAAAGACUGUUUUUCAGUAGAAGGUGUAAAGUUGCCAACUGGCUAUCAUUUUGGAGUAUCUGCGACCACGGGAGAUCUUUCUGAUAACCAUGAUGUACUUUCCUUCAAACUUUACGAAUUGGAUCCACCUGACGUAUAUCAAGAAGACAGGUCAAAAAUAAUGCCAUCUGCUUUACUUUUUGAACCACCUCGUGAUCAUACAGAAGAUCCAAAACCAUCAAGUUUAUCAGGACUUAAAAUAUUUUUGUUGAUGCUCGUUGGAGCUAUAGCUUUAAUAGUGUGUGUGGUUCUUGGAAUAAUGUUUUACCAAAAACAUAAAGAAAACAGCAGGAAAAGGUUUUAUUAAAUAGAAAAUAAAUAUUUUCUGUAUAUCAUGUGUAUUAUAAUGUAUAAAUAUUUCGAUGUAUUUUUUUUAAAGAGAGCUAUUAGUUUUAAUGAAUUUUAAUAGCAUAUGCUGAGCGUUGAGAAAUAACACUUAAAUGUAAGAUUUUUAA
This is a messenger RNA of Ctenocephalides felis (cat flea), 1211 nucleotides long. RefSeq names its product vesicular integral-membrane protein VIP36. Gene Ontology annotation, cellular component: endoplasmic reticulum membrane; Golgi membrane; COPII-coated ER to Golgi transport vesicle. Bases 89 to 1063 code for a protein of 324 amino acids. The transcript has 6 exons. Lineage: Eukaryota; Metazoa; Arthropoda; Insecta; Siphonaptera; Pulicidae. The record is from RefSeq and is a predicted model, not a curated record. Gene Ontology annotation, molecular function: D-mannose binding. Gene Ontology annotation, biological process: endoplasmic reticulum to Golgi vesicle-mediated transport; Golgi organization; endoplasmic reticulum organization.